CACCAGAGGGCAGCCGUGAGCCUUCCUCGCUUGGCUGCAUUGCCUCCUGGCUUGACUUCCUGCUUGCUUUGAAAGAAUUGCAACAUCUUCCUUGAGCAGAGUCCAAAAAGAGGACUGCACCAGAGGUGAUGUUCCCUCGCGUUUUCUCUUCCUUUGCUGCCGUCCCUCAGGCCAGGCAAGCCGCGAGCCGCUUCAUCAGGAUGAAUUCCACCAACGCCAAAAGCCGCCUCGCCAAUAAGGUCGCCUUGGUCACCGCCUCCACCGAAGGAAUUGGCUUUGCAAUCGCUCGCCGCCUGGCCCAAGAUGGUGCUCAUGUGGUUCUGAGCAGCCGGAAACAAGCCAACGUGGACCGGGCCGUGGCCGAGCUGCGAACGGAGAACCUCAGCGUGUCGGGGUUGGUGUGCCAUGUGGGCAAAGACAAAGACAGGCAGCGCCUAAUCGAGACGGCUCUUGAGCGCCAUGGAGGGAUUGACAUUUUGGUGUCUAAUGCAGCCGUGAACCCCUAUUUUGGCCCCAUCCUUGACACACCAGGAGAGGUCUGGGACAAGAUUCUGGAUAUCAACGUCAAAGCUGCUGCCAUGCUGAUUCAGUUGGUGGUGCCUCAUAUGGAAAAAAGAGGAGGCGGCUCUAUUGUCCUGGUCUCCUCCAUUGCAGCCUAUUCCCCUUUUCCGGGUUUGGGUCCCUACAACGUCAGCAAGACGGCUCUUGUGGGCCUCGUACGCAACUUUGUCCCCGAAUUGAGCUCCCGAAAAAUACGCAUCAACUGCCUGGCGCCCGGCUUGAUCGAAACCAAGUUCAGCUCAGUGUUAAGGGAAGAUGAAGCCACGCUGGAGAAAACAAUGGAGUCCAUGAGGAUCCAAAGGAUUGGACAACCAUCCGACUGUUCCGGCAUUGUUUCCUUCCUUUGUUCACCAGAUGCUGACUAUAUUACAGGAGAGACGAUAGUGGUGGCUGGAGGUGCACCGUCCCGUCUCUGAUGGGAAUUGUGGUCCUCCUGUGGACAUGGAACAUGCUUUCACCGAGCGCUUCUGGAAUUCCAGGAAUAUAUAAUAUAGGGGAGCUUCAUGUUGGCUAACAAAUCUAUUUGAGGGGAUGCUUAUGAGUAUGAAGGUUGUCUUGUCUUUGAAGCUACCAGAAGGUAUGAAUGGGAGAAAUCCAGGAUCUCAUUUUGGAGAGGCAGAAGAUGAUGAUGAAAGCUGUAGGCUACAAGAUCAAUGUCUAUACCUUCUUUAAAAGGCUCUUGUGGUGCACCUGUUUGGAUUGAGAAUGAUCUAAAGUGGGGUGGGCACUGUAUAUUGUCCAAUUUUCUACUCUCAGAAGGGUCGGAAUGGCCCGGCAGAGGGCUGUAAAAAGAGCCUUAGGGUCACAUAGGGGCCUCUUAGUUCUCCUCUUACGCACGUAAAGCAUCGGUGCCAUUAAGGCAGGUAUGUGUAAGCCCAGGCCAGGAGGCCAAAUGCAGCACCUUCGGCUCUUUUCUCAGGCACUCCUCUCUCUCACCAUCAUUUCCUUCUCUCUUUCCUUCCUCCUUCCCUCCCUCUUUCUCCUUCCCUUCUACCCUUUUGUCCUCCCUCCCUUUUUCCUUCCUCCUUCCUUCCCUCCCUUCCUUCUCUUCCUUCCCUUUUGUCUUUCCUUCUUUUUCUUUCCUCCCUCUCUUCCUUCCCUGCCUCUUCCCCCCUCGCUCCAUUCCCUUCUGUCCUUUCAUCCUUCCUUCUUUCCUUCCUUCCUUCCUUCCUUCCUUCCUUCCUUCCUUCCUUCCUUCCUUCCUUCCUUCCUUCUUUCUUUCCUUCCUCCCUUCCUCCCAUUCCCUUCCACUGUUUCGUCCUUCCCUCCCUUUUUUCUUUCCUUCCUUCUCUCCUUCCUCCUUACCUCCCCCUCUUUCUCCUUCCAUCCCUCCCUUCCUCCCUUUUGUUCUUUCUUCCUUCUCUCUUUCCUUCCUCCUUCCCUCCCUCUUUCUCCUUCCCUUCCACCCUUUUGUCCUUCCUUCCUCUUUCCUACCCUCCCUCCCUUCUCUUCCUUUCCUUUUGUCUUUCCUUCCUUUUCUUUCCUCCCUCCCUCCCUUCCCUGCCUCUUCCCUCUCCCUCCAUUCCCUUCUGUCCUUUCAUUCUUCCUUCCUUAUUUCUUUCCUUCCUCCUUCCCUCCCUCCCUUCCAUCCUUCCUUCCCUUCCCUUCCACUCUUUCAUCCUUCCCUCCCUUUUCUCUUUCCUUCCUCCUUACCUCCCUCUCUCUUUCUCCUUCCAUUCCUCCCUUUUGUUCUUUCUUCCUUCUCUCUUUCCUUCCUCUUGCCCUCCCUUUUGUCCUUCCUCCCUUUUUCCUUCCUCCUUCCCUCCCUCCCUCCCUUCUGUUCCUUUUCUUUCCUCCCUCCCUUCCCUCUUCUCCCCUCCCUCCAUUCCCUUCUGUCCUUUCAUUCUUCCUUCUUUCUUUCCUUCCUCCUUCCCUCCCUCCCUUCCAUCCUUCCUUCCCUUCCCUUCCACUCUUUCUUCCUUCCCUCCCUUUUCUCUUUCCUUCCUCCUUACCUCCCUCCCUCUUUCUCCUUCCAUUCCUCCAUUUCGUUCUUUCUUCCUUCUCUCUUUCCUUCCUCUUGCCCUCCCUUUUGUCCUUCCUUCCGUCUGUUCGUCACCGGGAAGGCAGUUCUCCUAGCAGAGAGUGCUUGCAUGCAGCCCCCAAGUUAGAAAGUUUGCCCCUGGUUGCAUUAAGGGCUAGUUGGAAAGAAAAACAAUAUUACUUUGCUAGAGAAGACGGGAAUUGAGAGAGGUAUGUGUUUAUGGGAUCACAAAAGUGUUGGGGCUCUGAAGGCUUUUGGGGAGUAUGGACGCUCUGUGGUCCUCCAAUGAGUAGGACCAAAAAAUGUUUCUCUGUGCCUUUCACUUCUUUUCUCCUGAACCAAAUAAAGCUGUCUCUUUGAAUGAA
Molecule: messenger RNA, 2907 nt
Organism: Anolis sagrei ordinatus
Lineage: Eukaryota; Metazoa; Chordata; Lepidosauria; Squamata; Anolidae
Product: dehydrogenase/reductase SDR family member 4-like
Molecular function (GO): carbonyl reductase (NADPH) activity
Source: RefSeq, a predicted model, not a curated record